GUGAGUUCCCGGAAGCAGCAUGUCUGCUCCCGUGGGCCGACCAGGCGCCACACGCUGAACCGCCGACACCAUGCAGUCAGAUGAUGUUAUCUGGGAUACACUAGGAAACAAGCAAUUUUGUUCCUUCAAAAUAAGAACCAAGACUCAGGGCUUCUGCAGAAAUGAAUACAACCUGACUGGACUAUGUAAUCGGUCGUCCUGUCCCCUGGCAAAUAGUCAGUAUGCCACUAUUAAAGAAGAGAAAGGACAGUGCUACUUGUAUAUGAAGGUUAUAGAACGAGCAGCUUUUCCUAGGCGUCUUUGGGAACGGGUCCGGCUUAAUAAAAACUAUGAGAAAGCACUGGAGCAAAUUGAUGAAAAUUUAAUUUACUGGCCUCGUUUCAUUCGACACAAAUGUAAGCAGAGAUUCACCAAGAUCACCCAAUACCUAAUUCGAAUUAGAAAACUUACACUAAAGCGACAGAGGAAACUUGUUCCUUUGAGUAAGAAGGUGGAACGUAGGGAGAAAAGAAGAGAGGAGAAAGCAUUAAUAGCUGCUCAGCUAGACAAUGCCAUUGAGAAGGAAUUACUGGAGAGACUGAAACAAGAUACGUAUGGCGACAUCUACAACUUCCCCAUCCAUGCCUUUGACAAGGCCCUGGAACAACAGGAGACAGAAAGUGACUCUUCAGAUGCUGAGGAAAAAGAUGAUGAAGAUGAUGAUGAAGAAGAUGUGGGAAAAAGAGAAUUUGUGGAAGAUGAUGAGAUAGAAGAGAGCGACAUAAGUGAUUUUGAGGAUAUGGAUAAACUGGAUGCCAGCAGCGAUGAAGAUCAGGAUGCUGAAUCCUCCAAAGAGGAGGAAGAAGAAAAGGCCCUUAAAGUGAGACACAAAGGCAAAACACCCUUGAAAGGACCCUUACGGAGAAAACGGGCCUAUGUGGAGAUAGAGUACGAGCAGGAGACAGAGCCUGUGGCCAAGGCCAAGACCACGUGAUUUCCCCUCAAACGACUGUACACAGGACUGAACAUUUGGAACUUUUUUUUUUUAUCUUGAACACAUAUACACCUCCAGUUUUUGCUCUUUUGUGUUGUAUUUAACACAAUAUUUGUGUUUUUAAUAUUUAUGUCACUUCAGUGGGGCAAGAAAUCUGGAGUGAGUGGAAGAAAGCCUUAAGUUGUGAACAGAGUAUUUUUAUAGCAUAUGUGUUGAACUAACAGCUCGAGCCCAAGAAGCUUAACAGAUGAGUUCCUGAAUCUGGGAUGAGACUGUGGGUGUAAAUAUUUCUAAAUUUUAAAUGUUAAA
Molecule: messenger RNA, 1282 nt
Organism: Lemur catta (Ring-tailed lemur)
Lineage: Eukaryota; Metazoa; Chordata; Mammalia; Primates; Lemuridae
Gene: MAK16
Product: MAK16 homolog
Exons: 10
Coding region: 71-973 (300 amino acids)
Biological process (GO): maturation of 5.8S rRNA; maturation of LSU-rRNA
Cellular component (GO): preribosome, large subunit precursor; nucleolus
Source: RefSeq, a predicted model, not a curated record